UUUUAAUAUCGUCUAUAUGCCGGCGUGUAUUCAAUAACAAUUCCAAACACAAAUUUGUGUGUGAACAAUCAACCGUUAAUGAAAUAAAAAUUUAUUUUAUAAAAAUUAUUUUAUUACUUUCAAAAUAAUUUUAAAAACGUUGUAAAAAGAAAGGUGAACACUUGCUGUUUUGAAACAUGGAAACUGAAUCUAGUUCGAGUAAUGAUGAUGAUAGAUAUGAUGACGAUGACUUGAGUACCAAUAGAGAAAUUGUUGAUGUAUCAACUAAAAAUGAGAAUAAUUCUGACGAUGAUUCUGAUAAUUCAGAAUUAAAUACUGAUGAAGAAAGCGAUGAAGUUGUAAAGGCAAUUAUUAAAUCAAAAGAAAAAUACAGUAAUCACCCACCUUCGUUAACAUUGGAAGAUUCAGUAAUGGAUGUUUGUUUUCAUCCAAACAAUGACUUGAUCGUUUUUGCAAUGGUUACAGGCGACAUUCUUCUUUACAAAUACAACAAUGAAGAAACAAAGCUUGUCUCAACAAUGGAGAUGCAUUUAAAAUCUUGCCGUGAUGUAGAAUUCAGUAACGAUGGCCAAACACUUUUUUCUGCUGCCAAAGACAAAUCAAUUAUGCUUUUGGAUGUCGAAAGCGAAAAACUCACAAGGCUAUAUGAGGAGGCUCAUGAAUUUCCAAUUUAUUCUCUUACAAUCGUAAAUGAAAACACAUUCGCCACAGGAGAUGAUGAAGGAGUUGUAAAACUUUGGGAUCUUAGACAACAGACGACCAAACCAGUUUUUUCCUUAAAAGAAAUGGAAGAAUAUGUUAGUGCAAUGUUAACAAAUAGCGAUGGAAAAUAUUUAGUUUGUUCAAGUGGAGACGGUUGCCUUACAACUUUAAACAUUCCUGCAAGAAAACUACAUGUCCAGUCAGAAGAAUAUGAUGAAGAAUUGACGUGUCUUGGUCUUUUUAAAUGCGAAACCAAAAUCUUAAGUGCUACAAGUAAAGGAAAACUGUACCUUUUUAACUGGAAUGAAUUCGGUCUCCAUUCGGAUGAAGUUCCAAGUUUAACAAAGAAGGCCAUUAAUUGUAUGAUUCCCUUAACAGAAAAUGUGGUCGUAACUGGAGGUGAAGAUGGACGUUUAAGAGCAACAAGUCUUUUUCCAAAUAGACACUUAGGAAUAGUAGGCCAACAUAAUUUCCCUGUAGAAAAACUUGACAUCAGCAACGACGGAACGUUAAUUGCUUCAUCGUCUUACGACAAUGAUGUGAAAUUUUGGAACGUUCAGUAUUUUGAAGAUUUAGACAUUUCUUUGAAAUUAAAAGGUGGAAAACAAAAACAAUUAAAACACAAUCUACCAAGUAGCAAAGUAACUAAUGCGUCUGACUUUUUUGCCGAUUUGUAAAUUACAACUCAUCACGAAUGUUGUCUGUUAUUUUAAUACAAAAAAUAUUUUAUACAAUAAAAACAUAUUUAGUUUAUUUAAAUAAUCACAUCUAGUAAAACAAAUGUUCAAAUUACAAUUUGUUAAUAAUAUUUUUUUGAAAAAAUUAGUAAAA
Molecule: messenger RNA, 1533 nt
Organism: Leptopilina boulardi
Lineage: Eukaryota; Metazoa; Arthropoda; Insecta; Hymenoptera; Figitidae
Product: WD repeat-containing protein 55 homolog
Exons: 8
Coding region: 177-1379 (400 amino acids)
Molecular function (GO): protein binding
Source: RefSeq, a predicted model, not a curated record